Messenger RNA from Scylla paramamosain (green mud crab), 1441 nucleotides. RefSeq names its product valine--tRNA ligase-like. Gene Ontology annotation, biological process: valyl-tRNA aminoacylation. Gene Ontology annotation, molecular function: valine-tRNA ligase activity; ATP binding. The record is from RefSeq and is a predicted model, not a curated record. Lineage: Eukaryota; Metazoa; Arthropoda; Malacostraca; Decapoda; Portunidae. The transcript is spliced from 8 exons. Gene Ontology annotation, cellular component: cytosol. Bases 135 to 971 code for a protein of 278 amino acids.
UUGCCUGAAAAUCUCUCGUUUUCUAUCAUUCUCCCAUCCUGCAGGCCUGAGCCCAGACAGAGACCCAGAGAAAUGUAAACAAACGCAGAGUCAGACUUGAUAUACGGGUGAAUUUGUUGCUUUUUAGAGGGGCAAUGGAUCUGUACAUGAGUGAGGUGGCGAGGGGCGUGGCCAGGGGGCGGCUAGCAGCGUGUGCCACCAGGGAAAUGUGUAUGAACAUAAAAAAAGGCGCCUGUCAAGAAAGGUUCGUUCGGUGCAAGGAGUUGGCACAGGAGGCGUCUGAGGCUGUGCAGAGCGGCCGUCUGAACCUGGUGCCACAGCUGCACAGGAGGGCAUGGCAUAGCUGGCUGGACAACAUCACAGACUGGUGUGUCUCCCAGCAACUCUGGUGGGGCCACAGAAUGCCAGUGUACCACAUCACUGCAGCAGACGGCCGGGAGGUGUGGGUGGCAGCUGCUCGGAGGAAGAUGCAAGGCGGAAGGCUGUGGAGAAGGAAGACUGUGCUGCUGCAUGGCCUCCUGUGUGAUGGUGGCGGCCACAAGACAUCCAAGUCCUGGGGCAAUGUGAUAAACCCCCUGGAUGUGAUCAGUGGGGCGUCCCUGGAGGUACUGUGUGAGAGGAUGGAGGGGAGCCUGAAUACAGAAGAGGUACUCACUGGUAUCAGGAGGAACUUCCCCACAGGCAUCCCAGAGUGUGGAGCUGAUGCCCUUUGGUUCACCCUGUGCUCCACCAACUUCAAUACUGCACACCCCGUCCUGCAGCCUCAAGGCACUCACCUCUCCUUUUCCAGUCAUGGGUGCCUUGCCUCCUCCUUGCAACACCACCACCACCGCCACCACUGCUGCCAUCACCUACGAGGGGGAGAGACUGUGAUGUGGCUGCGGGUGGCUAGGUUCGGAGGCCUCCAGAGAGCUGCCCAGAGUGAAGCUUGUGGUAUAGAGGGACAGCUGCUGAUCAUCAAGCUUACAUAGUGACUGGAGGAAAGUGGGAGGAGCCUGGAUGGAGUGAUGGAGGUACAGUACUUGGAGAAAAUCCCUUCACCAUGACAACUGGGUGUCUGCUGUACAGGCCACUGAGCAAUGGCCUGAGCCCAGACCGAGACCCAGAGAAAUGUAAACAAACGCAGAGUCAGACUUGAUAUACGGGUGAAUUUGUUGCUUUUUAGAGGGGCAAUGGAUCUGUACAUGAGUGAGGUGGCGAGGGGCGUGGCCAGGGGGCGGCUAGCAGCGUGUGCCACCAAGGAAAUGUGUAUGAACAUAAAAAAGGCGCCUGUCAAUAAAGGUUCGUUUGGUGCAAGGAGUUGGCACAGGAGGCGUUUGAGGCUGUGCAGAGCGGCCGUCUGAACCUGGUGCCACAGCUGCACAGGAGGGCAUGGCAUAGCUGGCUGGACAACAUCACAGACUGGUGUGUCUCCCAGCAACUCUGGUGGGGCCACAGAAUG